AUUGUUGCAAUGAAGAAUACAAAUUAAAGGAAAACAAAAAAGGAACAUUAUGGCUACAUUCAGUGAGGAGCAAGAGGCUUUGGUAAAUAGUUCAUGGGAGGCAUUCAGCCAAAACAUUCCACAACUCAGCAUUAUUUUCUAUACCUCGAUAUUGGAGAAAGCACCUGAGGCAAAGGCCAUGUUCUCGUUUUUAAAAGACUCUGAUGGAGUACCGAAGGAUAAUCUUGAUCUGGAGGCUCAUUGUGAAAAGGUUUUCGAACUUACGCGCAACUCAGCCCUUCAACUAAGAGCAAAAGGAAAAGUAGAAGUGGAAAGAAUUGCUUUGAAGUUUUUGGGUUAUGUGCAUGCUCAAAGAAGAGUACUUGAUCCCCAUUUCCUGGUGCUUAAAGAAGCCCUGCUGAAAACGUUAAAGGAAGCAAUGGGAGAUAAAUGGAGCGAGGAAGUGAGCAAUGCUUGGGGAAUAGCCUAUGAUGAAUUGGCUGGGGUGAUUAAAAAGGGAAUGAGUUGAACUUAGGAUCUGCUCAAUAAACAAUUUGUAUUUCACUAAAACUUGUUAAACUGGUGAUGAAACUUUAAUUCACAUGGUUAAUGUUUUUAGCAAUUGAAAGGAUUAUGAUCCUGUUAUGAACAUCAGUUAUAAUAAGUUAAUGUAAACUAUUAAGUUAUUUUUAAGUUUAAUUUACAUGAUCUAAUUAUG
This is a messenger RNA of Lotus japonicus, 697 nucleotides long. Its product is annotated as leghemoglobin 2-like. The coding region runs from base 50 to 508 and encodes 152 amino acids. Gene Ontology annotation, molecular function: heme binding; oxygen binding. The transcript has 4 exons. The record is from RefSeq and is a predicted model, not a curated record. Lineage: Eukaryota; Viridiplantae; Streptophyta; Magnoliopsida; Fabales; Fabaceae.